GAGUCGGGGCUUCUGAUCGUUGAUUGAUGCGGCCUCUCUAUCGCACUUCUAGCGGCGUUAUGUGCGACGUGUGUCCAGUCUGGAAGCCCUGACCGCCGGGAAGCUAACCUCUCUCAGUCCGCUCUCGGUACUCUGACCCCAGGGAAGCUAACCCAUCUCUGUCCGGUCUGAGAGCUUCGAGCCCCGGUGAAGCUAGCCCAACCUGUCCGGAAUGUGAGUUUUAAAGCCCAGUAGGUCUCCUGACGUCUUUCCGUUCGGAAUGCUCUGUAAUCCGGGGGAAAUCUACUGAUAUCUGUCCGACCUUGGAGCUCCGGAGGCUACCUGGUCCGUACGCUGCUCCAGGGGUGUUGUGUCUCGGGGAGGAGGGCGGUCGAUCGCCGUGAUGGCGACCAGAACUGGGUCUGGGAGCGCAGGCAACGGGUUAGGCAGCCUUCCGAUCAGCACCGCGGGACCCAAACCGGGCGCUGGGCACGGGACGGAGGCAGACCAGGAGUACAGCACCGAGGUGGUUUACAGCGGCUCGGAUCAGGACUCUGACUCCGGUGACGAUGAGGACGCCGGAGGGGACAGAAGGGGCGUGAAGCGGGAGAGAAGUGAGGACGGUCAGACCUCCGGGGGGCCGAACCGGGCCUGCAGCGGCGGAAACCCCGCGGUUUCUGGAGCAAAACCCGGGAAGAAGACCCGUGGCAGGGUCAAGAUCAAGAUGGAGUUCAUAGACAACAAACUGAGGAGGUACACGACCUUCAGCAAGAGGAAGACUGGGAUCAUGAAGAAGGCGUACGAGCUUUCCACGCUGACAGGAACGCAGGUGCUGCUGCUGGUCGCCAGCGAGACGGGCCACGUUUACACAUUUGCCACCAGGAAGCUGCAGCCCAUGAUCACGUCUGAGACGGGAAAGGCUCUGAUCCAGACCUGCCUGAACUCUCCGGACUCCCCGCCCCGCUCAGACCCAUCCACUGACCAAAGGAUGAGCGCCACAGGCUUCGAGGAGACUGACCUCACCUACCAGGUGGUGGAGACGGACAGCAGCCCGGAAGGUCCAAAGGAUCUGGCCAAACCGACCUUCAGCCUUCCCGUCUCCAUGCAGCCACAGCCAGCCUCCUCUUCAUCAGCAACCCUGCAGAUGCAGACCAGCACGUCCUCCUGGCAGCCGCCUGCCUCCUCCAGCAACGGGACGGUGCUGAAGACCUCAGCAGGUGUGGUGCUGCCUGGAGGGAUCACCUUGAUGUCAGGUGCCCAGCUGGCCCCUGGUGCCCACUCCAUCCCCCUCAGUCAGCUGCAGGGCCAACCUGUGAACCUGCAGGGCCCCUCGCCGGCCCCCACGGCCACGCUUCAGGCUCCGACCACAUUGCUCCGCCUCCCCGCCGCUUUGUCGCUGACAGGAGGCGGAGUCUCUCAGCAGCUGCAGACCAUCCAGGUUCAGCCCAGCAUUCAGCAGGCAUCCAAUCAGAGCAGCGUGGACACUCUAAGCUCCACCUCCUCGUCCUCCACAGUGGCAGGUCACAUGAUGUACCCCGGGGGUCACACGGUGAUGUACGCCACGUCCGCACCCUCUCUGGGGGACCGCAGUCUGGCUGUCCUCAACGCCUUCCCCCCCGGCCACAGCCAGUCACAUGAACCAGGUUCGGUUCAGCAGGUCUUCCUCACUCCUCUUCCUCCAGUCGCCGGUCAGAUUCCAGUUUCUGCUGUCCAGCUGCACCCGAUGGUGAUCAGCCAGCCCAGCAGCAGCAGCAGCCUAACAGAGCUCCAGGUCGUCAGUAUGGACGUCCACCCAUCCAAAGAUGAUUGACGGUCACAUGACCCCACAGACGGUGCCAUCACGGGCUGCUGAGACCUGUUGACGUUUCCCGAUGCUCUGGACAUGUUUAAUGAGAAGGAAUCUUUUUUGGUGGGACCCAGUAUCAAUGGACACUUUCAAAAUAAAAGCCUCUCGCUUCCUGGAAAGAUUCCAGAAGAAAACGUCAUUGGGAUUACUAGAACUGAACAUGAGCUCAACUUUAUUCACACACUGCUGAUGGACAGACAACAAAUCGUUCCAAAUGAAUGGACCUGGACCCAGCUGGGGCCCAGUUCAAAUUAGAACUGAAUCAGUGAACUGAACCGGGUCAGUCUUUGCAAUCAUGGACCGUCUAACUGCCUGAUGUGCAGCGGCCUAAUAACGGCUGAACUUAACUAGUAGCUGGUAUCAGUUUCCGACCCAGUGUCCCCGUUUGGUGACAGACUCCACCUCUGCAGAACGGAGCGCCUGUCAGGAUGGUUCUGAUGAUGAACAUGUCUCUAAUUCCAGCUGACCGAGUCAGACCCGCGCAACUUUGUUUCUACGAAGACUGUUGGUGUUUGUAUAAAAAGAAAUAAAGUUUUUAUUCAAUCUGGAA
Cyprinodon tularosa is the source of this 2375-nucleotide messenger RNA. RefSeq names its product serum response factor-like. Bases 383 to 1789 code for a protein of 468 amino acids. Lineage: Eukaryota; Metazoa; Chordata; Actinopteri; Cyprinodontiformes; Cyprinodontidae. Gene Ontology annotation, molecular function: protein dimerization activity; DNA-binding transcription factor activity, RNA polymerase II-specific; serum response element binding. The record is from RefSeq and is a predicted model, not a curated record. Gene Ontology annotation, biological process: positive regulation of transcription by RNA polymerase II. The transcript is spliced from 8 exons.